GCCGCCUAGUUGCCAAUUUGUCCCAAAAUAUUACGGCUAUAUGUGGACAGCAUGACAAGAACAGGUUACUCGUUGGCUUGCAAAAUACUAAUAUCCAUGUUUUGGAUACAGAUACUGGGAGAGAACGUGGAAUUCUCAGGGGACACACAAGCCACAUACAAAGUAUUUCCACCCAAACCCGUGGCAUUUGUGGCAUUUCCGUGGGGUCAAAUGAGGCUAUUUUAUGGAACUUACGAACGCUAGAAAAACGAUGUAAGCUACACAUCGAACCGGACACAAACGUGACAUCUGUGUUCUUCCUUCCUCCACACGAUUCCCACAUUCUCUCCUGUCUUCGUAACGGAUCUGUAUACGUCUGGGAUGCUGAUAAGCUAGAGUGUUGUUACCACAUGUCCGGCAAGGAGUAUGGCCUUUUGAAUUACCAAACAGUUACCACAACGAGCGGAGGUCUUUUCCUCUUCGCCGCUGGACGUUCUCCGUUCAUACAUCUGUGGCGUCUUGAUCAUCUUCAUGACCAGGACCUGCUUCCUUCGGCGAAAUCCGCCACUGGGCAACCUGCAAAUGCUGAGAGUGAUCGCGAGUUGAUGGAAGUGAUUAGACUUCCCAAACCGGCUUAUUCUGUUCGUCGUUUGGCUUGGCUUCCUAAUCCGUCCUCGUAUAUUUCUUCUGACAAUUGUCAGAUCCAUGUGGAUGAGGUGAGAGUGCUUUUAAUGACACCUGGUUCGCACUCCGCAAUAUCAUCGGGAAAAUUAAGUCACUGUUACUUACGUAUCGCUUGUAUGAGAGGGGAUCCUUCACUGCACAUUUUUGUUUCCCCCCCACUUAAGCUUGAUGGUAUUUUGCUUGCCCUUGGAAAUGACCAUCGUGUGCGGUUUUUGAAACGCCUCACCAAUGACGAAAGAAGUAGUGGACCCGCUGGAGACACCGGGAACACCGUAAGAUGGAAUUGUCUGUUCACAAUCGGACGGGGCUCUUUGGAUGACCCUUUGAUUAUGAAUUUAACAGUACCACAGCCUUUCAGGUCAUCUAUUGGAGCAACGCUACCCUGCACUCGGGAGCAAACUGCAGGCUCAUACGUGGCCCUACUGGAUCUCCAGGGAUAUGUGCAUCUUCAUGACCUAUCCGUUGCUCUGGAUCAGUUUUGCAAGCCACCUCCAUUUUUGAACGUUGCGAAUGAGGAAAAAUACCGUAGACGCGUGAGUUCUAUACCGGUUGUGGAAUUCAAGCCAGUAAAAUCGGCUCCCUCGAAAACCGAUAGUCUGUUGACACAGAACGGUUUUCAAUGCGCUACACGUGGCAGACAUGCAGAUGUACAUACUAACCCAUUCGCUGACCCAGCCGAAGGGCUGUUGAAUCGCGGGCGCCUUAGAUCACUACUGAGAGAAUUUGGACGCUUUCCCGUUAAGUAUAGCAAGGACUGCAAUGACGAUGAGUGUCGGUACUGUCCUCGAAUAGGUCAGUUUCUUCUCGACUUCGUGUCCAGAUUCAUUUUAUUCUUUCUCACCGUCAAAAAAUCUCACCCCCAUCAUUUAUUUAUUUUUGCCACACCGCAGAUGUAUGCAUGGCCUCUAUUCCAAACGGUACUCAGUGAAUUAUUUACACAUGAGGAAUGGUUACAACUAUGGGACACAAUUAUCUGCUAUCCUACCGGGUUUCUGAUUGCAUGCGUUGCAGCGUAUGCUAUUUGUGGACGUCGGCUCCUGCUUCCUGUCCAACACGUGGACGCAUUUGAAUGUUUUCGUAUACUGAAAGUCGUUUUUGGGGUAUUGGGUAUCCGGAUACAAACGUUCAACCAUCCUUUUAUCCGUAAACAGGCCUUCUUUCGUAGUCCAACUACCAUACCUGUCAGGACCGUGGUCGAUCUUGCACAUCAACUCCUGCAACUCUGUUCACCCACCAUCCAUCCAGAUCGCGUAUUGGUAAAUACCUUGCGCUCGGAGUCUUUCCUCAGUCAGGACUCAAGUAUUACUCCUGACGGAUUAACGUCAGUUCCCUUCAGACCCCUUACUUCUCCGUACUAUCCCAUCGUGAUCCCACCUUCCGACUUCAUCCGGAGACAUUCCCAUAAGGGAGUAAAGAAAGAAAUGGAUGAAACCCAUCGAACAAUGAGACGUUCCCGUUCUCUGGACCCAAUAGCUACCGAAGAUGCAAAGCUUCACGAACACAAGGAAACCUUUGCCGCUCUACUACGACAAGUGAAUUCACAUGAGAAACAUCUGGCUGAUGAGUUGCCUCAUUCCACAAAGUACUCCACUCCUUCAAGUCAGAGUGCGUCGACUAAGAGAAAAGUCAGUUCUUCAAGUAAUUCGUUUUAUGAAUCGGCGAAUCGUCCAAGAAAGCCGUUGAGUCAAGCUACCACGGCCGUAUCAAUUUUUGAUUCUGGUUCUGUAAGAUUGCAGCGCAACGCAAACCAUACGAAAAUCGGAUUUAAG
Messenger RNA from Opisthorchis viverrini, 2432 nucleotides. RefSeq lists its product as hypothetical. Gene Ontology annotation, molecular function: protein binding. The record is from RefSeq and is a predicted model, not a curated record. The annotation marks the transcript as partial. Gene Ontology annotation, cellular component: centrosome. Lineage: Eukaryota; Metazoa; Platyhelminthes; Trematoda; Opisthorchiida; Opisthorchiidae. The transcript is spliced from 13 exons.